This is a messenger RNA of Mobula hypostoma (lesser devil ray), 1120 nucleotides long. It is a transcript of the gene h3f3c, whose product is annotated as H3 histone, family 3C. The record is from RefSeq and is a predicted model, not a curated record. Lineage: Eukaryota; Metazoa; Chordata; Chondrichthyes; Myliobatiformes; Myliobatidae. The transcript has 4 exons. Gene Ontology annotation, molecular function: protein heterodimerization activity; structural constituent of chromatin; DNA binding. The coding region runs from base 152 to 562 and encodes 136 amino acids. Gene Ontology annotation, cellular component: nucleus; nucleosome.
UGGGCGCGCGCGGUGCACGCUGGGAUUGUCGCCCCGCCGCCGCCAUUUUGUCAGUCCCACAGACCGACGGCCCUUUUGUCUGUGUCGGACCCCACUCGCUCGUCUUCGGGCUCUCCCUCCGACAAAGCAACUUGCGUGAAAGCUCUUCGAAAUGGCUCGUACAAAGCAGACAGCUCGCAAAUCCACUGGAGGCAAGGCCCCCCGGAAGCAGCUUGCGACCAAAGCCGCCCGCAAGAGCGCGCCUUCCACUGGUGGAGUCAAGAAACCACAUCGUUACAGGCCUGGGACUGUGGCUUUGCGUGAAAUCCGGCGAUACCAGAAGUCCACAGAGUUGCUGAUCAGGAAGCUUCCUUUCCAGCGUCUAGUGCGUGAAAUCGCACAGGACUUCAAAACUGACCUGAGGUUCCAGAGUGCUGCCAUUGGGGCUCUGCAGGAAGCCAGUGAGGCAUACCUGGUUGGUCUGUUUGAGGACACCAACCUGUGUGCUAUCCAUGCCAAACGCGUUACCAUUAUGCCGAAGGACAUACAGCUGGCCCGCCGUAUCCGAGGGGAGCGUGCUUAAAAACGAAAGAGACAAAAAGAAAAAUCAUGUUUUACCGUGGGUCUUCUGUAUUAUUAGUAAAGGCUAUCUUUUUUUUUUCCUUAUUCAUAGUAGGCUACAUCAUCUGAGCAUAUAAUCUUGAUUGUUUCAAAAAAAGAGGUUUAGGUCUCCUGUAUUUGUAUGUCCCAAAAAAACUUUGUUGAAAUGUUAACUAACUUUCAGUGGUGUUUUUUGUAAAAUUUGUUUUUCAUACCAGCAAGCAAUUAAAAAAAGGGAGAAUUUAUACAAUACAAGGUUUUGUAACAAAACCCAAUUUACAACUCAGUACAGUGGGCAGGGAAGCACACGGACCUGCUUUCUAUUAGCAAUCUGUAAGAUAUUCAUACAGAUCACUAUGCAUUUUUGUGUGUGUUUUUUUCACUUAUAUUUGAUAAUUCUGCAUUCUAGGGAUAGGCAUAAUGAUUUUUUUUUCCUGUUUCAAUAUUAUGUGUCACAAAAUGUUUGAUUUUGAUCUUUGUAAUUUCAAAAUUUUCCCAUGAAAAAUAAUAUUAAAUAGAUACAGAAAAAGAAGUCCAGGAU